Molecule: messenger RNA, 2739 nt
Organism: Durio zibethinus
Lineage: Eukaryota; Viridiplantae; Streptophyta; Magnoliopsida; Malvales; Malvaceae
Product: small ribosomal subunit protein bS21c-like
Biological process (GO): translation
Cellular component (GO): ribosome
Molecular function (GO): structural constituent of ribosome
Source: RefSeq, a predicted model, not a curated record
ACCUAGCUCUCCAGCAAUCCUGCAAGUCUCCUUGCAUCACUAGUAUUUUUCAAUGAGCCGCUUGAAUCGGUCACAAUUUUCCUUUCCUGAUUUUCCUUUUGGACCUUCGACAGGGUGACCCCUAAUCAUACAGUGAAUAGGACAAAUACUGUUACAGCGAAUCCAACAUGGGACCCAACAUUCAACAUCCCUGCCCUCAAAAUUCUCGAAGCCAGAAACAAAAGCCCAACCCCAAAGGCGACAACAAUCAUCCAUGGCUUUUUCCCUCUCUUCUCUCUCCAAAUCACUUUCCUCCCUCCUCCCUCAGCAGCCACCACCAAACUCCCCUUCCCUCCGCUCACCACCACCAACUCUCCAACUCCCCAGAAAAUCAUCAGGUUUUGCCCCACUGAUUUCCAUCCUGGACCCCAAACCAACAUCAUCAUCAACUUGUCUUUCGUCCUCUUUGACAACAGCUGAUGAGAUCGCCGCUAUAACAUGCCCAUCCUUUGCAUAUGCAAAUACCCUGUUCUUCAAAUCGGGUUGCUAUAAUGUUCAGGUCGUGGUGGAGGAGAAUGAGCCCGAGGAGAGGCUGUUAGCUCGGUUCAGAAGAGCCGUGUUUAAGGCGGGUAUUCUCCAGGAAUGCAGAAGGAGGAGGUUCUUUGAGAAUUCACAGGACAAAAGGAAGCGUAAAAAAAGAGAGGCUUCUAAAAGGAACCGCAAAAGACGGCCGCAACCUAAGGUUUCAGCACAAGCCAAAAAGGAAACCCCUAAGAAGAAAGUUGAUGAUGAAGAUGAUAAUUGGGAGCUUCCUGAAGGAAACCUGCCCUACUAACCACAUUUGGUCUGGAAUUCUGUAGCUUGUACCUAACGUCAGGUCAAACUUAAAGAAGAUUUUUACAUUUGUCAAAUUUGCAAAUAAUAUUUUUUUUGUUUGAAAGGGAAAUUUAUCAUUUGUAAGCAAAAUGUUAAGAGGCUUGUAAUUAAUUACCAAUCUUAAUUUUUCACGAACUUAUUUUGAAUGUUUGUUGACAUAAAAUGCUUCACAUGCCCGUGAAAAAGAUGUUGGUUCAAUUAAUCUUUGAGCUUAGAAAAGGGAACAUUCUUGGAUUGUCAGUUUGAAAUGAUCUAGGUUUAUGUUUGAAUGAUUUACUUUUGUGGGAUUGGCAUUUUCAUCUUUUUGAAGGGAAGGGUAAUGAAAAAUUCAAGGUUUUUCCAAAAAUAGUGGUUGCAUUUCUAGAGGAAUUUUGAAUUGUUUUCUGCACAGGAAAAGUGAACAAAUUUAGAACCAUGAAUCUUGGAGAUAUUUACAAAAUGAUGUUGAAAGCCUUUGACAAGGACUUGGUGAACAACUUCAAAAAGUUAAAGAAACCAUGCUCAUACUCUUUUUUUGGAUUCUAAAUCAAAUGUUCUUUUAAGGACUCCACAUUUCUUUGUAAUCAUAAGAAAAAGAAGCAUUUUAGAAAAUUCAAACUUCUCAUAAACUCAUAUUUCUCCAAAUCUAAAAAAUUGUUCAAAAAAGAAAAAAUGCCUAAAAGAUUCCAAAGAUUUAACUUUGCAAGAAAGAAGAGAGACCCAAAGUUCAAAAGUUUAAAAUGUUUUUUCUGUGCAAAAUCAAGACAUUUUGCAAAGAAUUGUACAAAGUCAGACAAAAGAUCAAUCAAGAUAAUCCAAGACAUUGCUAAUAUCUUUGGUAUUAAUUUUUUUUAUGAUGAUCUUGAAUCAAUCUUCUUCUUUAAUGAUGAGCAAAAUGAAAAAUUUAUUCACUUUUCUUAUGCAGAAAAUCAUUUAUAAUUUCUUCAAAAAUGCAAUCAAACUCUUUGGAAAAACUUUAAAUUUUUCAUUACCUUUUUUUUUUAAAAAAGAUGAAAAUGUCAAUCCCACAAAAGCAAGUAAUUCAAACAUGAACUUAGAUCAUUUCAAAUUAGCAAUCCAAGAAUAUUUCUUUCUCCAAGCUUUGAUACCAUUCUAACAUAGUGACAGAUAGUAGUGCCAAGGCUUUGGUAAUUUACGACUUUAGUUAUGGACUUUUCGGAUGGUAGAGUCAUGACAAUACUAUUUGAUGUUAUUUCAACAGUAUACGGAUCGGUUGUUUUAUCAAGAUAAUACCAAACAUAAGUGGUCCAUAGAUCAGAUAUAUAAUCAAGGUCUUUUAGUCGAUGUUUAAGACUCUAGCGCCCUCCUGGUUUAAUAUCGAAUUAAUGGCCUGACUUUUAUAGAGAGAUGCCUUUCACUAUAAUAACUUAUUUUAAUAUGAUCUUGGUAUAGUAACUUUUCUUUGCUGAGAGAGUGGAUCAAUGAUCUGUUUAAUAGUUUUACAAGAAUUUUUUAUACAAAAGAUUCAUAAUAUUAUGAUAACUAUAGAGCAUACUCAACUUGUAUUACUGUAAACUAUGAAAUAUAUUGAAAAAACAUGAAACUAAAACUUUAACUAUGGAAAAAGGAUGAAGAAAUUACCAAAAAAGAAGGGAGUUUUUAGCCAAACAUAUUUAUUAUAAAAGGAUUCUAAACUUUUUUUAAACUUACUUCAAGCUUACUUGUUCCUUUUUUUCCAAAAAACAAGUACAAUAAUUUCUUGAUGUAGUCAAUUACAUGAUUGAAUUUCUCUCAGAUUUUAUACAGUUAACUCAUCUCAAACAUAUAUUAAAGAAAAAGCCACCCAUGUGAUCUCAAAAGCAGACAAAAGUAGUACAGAUAUUGAAUAUAAAAGCACAGUCCCUUUCAACUUUAAAGAUUCCUUCAGAUAGAAAAAAGAUAUUG